CUCAAAGUUUUAUUUUCGGUUUCUUACACUUUCUGAAACCCUAGAAGAGCUCUCUCGUUCCGUCAUCUACUAGCAGUCAUGGUGAACGUUCCCAAGACAAAGAACACAUACUGCAAGAACAAGGAAUGCAGGAAGCACACCCUGCACAAGGUUACCCAAUACAAGAAGGGUAAGGACAGUCUUGCUGCACAAGGAAAGCGUCGUUAUGACCGUAAACAAUCAGGAUACGGAGGACAGACAAAACCCGUCUUUCACAAGAAGGCCAAGACUACCAAGAAGAUUGUGUUGAGGCUUCAAUGCCAAAGCUGCAAGCAUAUGUCUCAGCAUGCUAUCAAGAGAUGCAAGCAUUUUGAAAUCGGUGGAGACAAGAAGGGAAAGGGAACAUCUCUCUUUUAGGCUGCUGUUGCUUAUUUCUAGGACUUCAUCUUGCAUAUCUAGUGUUUUGUUGUUGCUCAACCUUAUUUGAUUCAACUUUGAGUUUGAAAUUACCUCUACUCUAGUUUAUAAAUUUUUGAGCAUUGUCUUUUACUAGUACAUUGGAUGCAAGUUAUUAGACUCAAUUGGUAUGCCUCUCGCUCCUAUUCUAUUCUUGUGUCCUGGUGCUUAAUAUUGAGGUUAUUAUAUUCA
Papaver somniferum (opium poppy) is the source of this 627-nucleotide messenger RNA. RefSeq names its product 60S ribosomal protein L36a. The record is from RefSeq and is a predicted model, not a curated record. Gene Ontology annotation, cellular component: cytosolic large ribosomal subunit; ribosome. Gene Ontology annotation, molecular function: structural constituent of ribosome. The coding region runs from base 79 to 396 and encodes 105 amino acids. Lineage: Eukaryota; Viridiplantae; Streptophyta; Magnoliopsida; Ranunculales; Papaveraceae. Gene Ontology annotation, biological process: translation. The transcript has 4 exons.